Pocillopora damicornis (cauliflower coral) is the source of this 1778-nucleotide messenger RNA. RefSeq names its product vacuolar-sorting protein SNF8. Lineage: Eukaryota; Metazoa; Cnidaria; Anthozoa; Scleractinia; Pocilloporidae. Gene Ontology annotation, biological process: protein transport to vacuole involved in ubiquitin-dependent protein catabolic process via the multivesicular body sorting pathway. The record is from RefSeq and is a predicted model, not a curated record. Gene Ontology annotation, cellular component: ESCRT II complex.
AUGGGGAAACAGCUAGAUUCCUUCAAGACAUCACUCGAAGACUUCGCAGGGAAGUACAAACAGGAGAUUAAGAAGAACCCUGAGUUUAGAGGCCACUUUCAGCAGAUGUGUGCUCGCAUCGGUGUCGACCCUUUGGCAUCAAGCAAAGGUUUCUGGGCAGAGCUGCUUGGUGUUGGAGAUUUCUACUAUGAGCUUGGUAUCCAAAUUGUUGAAAUCUGCAUGGCAACAAGGUCACGGAAUGGAGGCCUGAUGACAAUGGAUGAGUUACACAAGAAAAUUCUCAAGACUAGCAAAUCUAGACAAGAUGUAUCUGAGGAUGAUUUGGCACGUGCCAUCAAAAAGCUACAUGUAAUGGGAAGUGGCUUCCAGAUCAUACCAGUCGGUACCAAACGGCUUGUCCAAUCAGUGCCAGGAGAAUUGAGCAUGGAUCACACUGCUGCUCUUCAGCUCGCACAGGGUACAGGGUGCACAUCUGUAUCAUCCAUAAUGAAGGAUCUAGGAUGGGAUGUUGAUCGCACAAAGAGAGUUUUGGAUCACAUGGUUCAUGAAGAGAUGGCCUGGGUUGAUGACCAAGCACCCAAUGAAAGAUUAUACUGGUUUCCAGGUCUCUUCCCAGAAACAUAGCCUGCUGAAUUGAGGCCAUAUAGAAGAAUUUCAAUUAAAUAUAAACCAUUGUGAACUUAAAAUAUCUAUUGUAGUGGCAAUUCCCGAGAAUCAGGUCAUAAUUCUUGAUAAUUUCCAUUGCGUCACUGUGUAAUUAAAUUACAAGACCAAUUUACAAGGUGGCAGUGUAUUGAUGUGACAAUGAUGAUGACAAGGUAAUUAGUGCAAACAUUUCAUCCUUCUUAGAUGUCAGCUCUAAUUCAGAAUCACCUUCUGGUUACCAAUAAUUCAAGCUAUGAUCAGUGAAGUAUUCAAUUCAAUGCUACCUAUUUAAACUCCUUGAUGAAGAGGGGUACUGUGAGAGUGACAAGUAAACCAAGAAAGGGAUCAAAAUCAGCCAUGAUUACUCUGUCAAGAUCAUUGCAACCUGUCUAGAGACCUACCUGGAAAAUAUUUUUCAACAAAAUGUAAUAAAAUUUUGUUUGGGAUCCUGGCAAAGACAAUUGCUUAAAUUCUGAAACAAUUACAAAAACACUUCUCUUUUCAGCCUAUGUAUAAGUUGUAAAACUGUGUUUAAUUGUAAGUAUUUCCUAAUGCUGAAUCCAAUUUAGUUUAGGCAGUUAGCUCAGAUAAAGAGGGUAAGUUCCUAAAGAAACUGUGGUGCUGCAUUGGUGGGAGAGUAUAAUGGAGUUAUUUAGUAUUUUCAACCAAGUUAAUCAUGUAGAUUAGCCACUGUAAGGAGUUUCAAAGCUGAUGUUUAGAGCAUCAGCCCUCUGUCAUUCACUCUGAUAAAGAGCUAACACUCAAAAUGUCAGCUUUAAACCUUUUUUAAGGUAGGUAGCUCAGAUAGUUUAGUCAGGUAUCUCAAUCUUACUUACAGACCCACCUUAACCCUUUUACUCAUGAGUGACCAAGACAGAAUUUCUCCUUACAAUAUCAAUAUAGUAUCAACCAAAAGAAGUGAUAAAAAUAAAGAAAAAUAUUAAUUUGGGGAUAAUUAGUUGAUCCAAUACUAAAUUCUCCGAACUAACACCAUAAGAAUUGUAUAGUUGACAAUAAGGAGAAUUACAAACUUGGUCUGGGAGUUAAGGUUAACCUAGCAGUGGCUAUUUGCAGAUCAGUCAAUGUAAUAUUGAUAAUUUGGAAACUGAAUAAAAACUGGAAGUUACAAGUAU